AUGAUGAUGCUGCUGAUGAUGAUGUUUUGGACUCACGCCGUUAAAGCGUUUUUAGUGGAGGCAUCAUCAUCAGCAUCAUCAUCAGCAGCAGCAGCUUCAUCAUCAUCAGCAGCAUCAUCAUCAGCAGCAUCAUUGCUGCACCACCACUCGCUCUGCGGCUGUCUUCUCGACCGCGUCCGCCUCGCCACGAAGCGGGUCCUGACGUCCCCGCAUGCCUCUGGCCUGCCGUGGCUGCUGCUGCUGCUCCUCCUGCUCCUCGCUCUGCGAUUCCUCGGCUCCAGACUGUGGCGUCAGAGGGAGAGAAUCGGGCCAACCGUGCUAAUCGGAGGUGCCGGGGAGGAUCAACAAACUACGGAUCUCUGUGCACCAACGCGUCGCUCGGACGCGGCCCCUCGGCCCGUCGCUGGGAAGCCGUCGGCCCCGAGCGCGGACCGGGAGGAGGCCGGGCGGCCCGGAUCCGGGGCCCCCGGGCCUGGGACGGCCAAGCCAGAGGCCGCCAAGCGACGGGCCGAUGGGCCCCGGCAGCAGCGGCCGCUCCUGGCGGCGCUGACGUGGUGGACGCUGGGCGCCCGCCGGGAGGUCGCGGGCCUGCGGGCGCGGCUGGUGGAGCUGGAGUCCAACUGGGGCCGUCCCCUCGAGGAGGGGAGAGAGCGGAGCGACAGUUCCACGAUGCCCCCUUCUGCCCGGUGCGCCAGGCCUCGGCCGCUGCUCCACGAGGCGACGGAGCCGCGCUGGCCCCGCUCGCUGGAGCUGCGCGUCGAGCGACUCGAGGCCGAGAGGGGGGAGCCACGUGGCCACGGCUGGGGGCCACCGUCGGGCGGUCGCGGAGGAGGAGGAGGAGGGGGGGCGGCCGACGGCGGUCCCGGAGGGGGCGGCCAGGUGCGGCUGCAGAGACGUCACGGGGAGGUCACGGAGGAGCCGAGGUUGAGAAGGAGCGACACGGAGGACGAGGACGAGUGCCGAGAGUCGGACUCAGAAGUAGAGAGCGGUCACGGGGAGGGGGUCAUGGGCCAUUGUGGAGUUCUUAGUCCGCGCGUGCCAAGCAGUGACGGGAGGGAGGUCAAGGACGAGCACGUCAGGGGAGAGUCGGACUCCAGGAGCAAUCUUACAAAGGUCACGGAAGCGUUCGGAGAUCCGAGUCCAAGCGUGGGAAGCAUUCACGGCAAGGAGUUGAGGGAAGAGUCUGUACAGACUGGGUCGAUGGUGAGCACAAGUCACGAGGAAGUCACGGAUCGCUGCUGCCUGAGGAUUAGCCUCGGAGUGGUCACGGGGGAAUGUCACGGGGCGGACUCCGUCGUGGUAAGCAGUUGUGGGCAAGUGGCGGAAGAGCUUACGGUUACGAUGGGCAGUCACGGGAAGGAUAUGCGAGAGGGUACAGAGGCCGGAUCAAGAGGCGGUCACGUGGGGGUCACGGAGGUGUGUGCGGAGACUGGGUCAAGGUCAAGAAGCGAUCUCAACGACGUCACGGACCAAACGCACUUGAGGAGCAGUCUCGUGGAGGUCACGAAAGUGUGUACGGAGCCUGGGUUCAGAAGCGGUCACAUCGAGGUCAACCAAGUGUGUACGCAGACUGAGUUAAGGUCAAGAAGCUGUCUCAACGAGGUCACGGACCAGUGCCACCUGAGAAGCAGUCACGUGGAGGUCACGAAGGUGUGUACGGAGCCUGGGUCGAGGUCCAAAAGUGGUCACGUGGAGGUGACAGAGGUGUAUACGGAGCCUGGGUCAAGGUCCAAAAGUGGUCACGUGGAGGUCACGGAGGUGUGUACUGAGCCUGGGUCGAGGUUCAGAAGCGGCCGUGAAGAAGCCACGAAUCAGUACCAGGGGAGAAGUGGGGAUAGGAGGGAGGCAGCGGAGACCCGUGGGACGAGGCCGCAGGUCGGCCACACGCCCUGCCCCGUGUCGAGAAGCAGCCACGGGGAGACGAGAACGGAGCACGGAGCGCCGGACUCGACGUUCAGAAGCGGUCACGCGGGGAACGUGGAGGAGGAGCGGGAGGAGGGGCGUCAGGCUCUGAGUUUGAGGCAGGACAGCAGCAAAAAGAUUCCGGAGCAGCGCCUCCACGUGCCCUCGCCGCUUUCGCGAGAGGGUCACGGGAGGGGCAGAGGAGAGCACGGAGAGCCGGACUCGAUGCUGAGAUGCGGUCACACGGAGGGGAGAGAAGUGCGCGGGUGCUCGGAGUCAGAUGGGAGGGGAGGUCACGAGGAGGUAACAAACCAGUGUCGCUGGCCGAACGCGGACUUUAGGAGUGGUCCCGGGGAGAUCCGGGAAGAGUUCGGAGCAUCGGAGUCAAGGUUGAGAUGCGGUCCCGGGGAGAUCCGGGAAGAGUUCGUAGCGUCGGAGUCAAGGUUGAGAUGUGGUCCUGGGGAGAUCCGGGAAGAGUUCGGAGCAUCGGAGUCAAGGUUGAGAUGCAGUCCCGCGGAGAUCCGGGAAGAGUUCGGAGCAUCGGAGUCAAGGUUGAGAUGCGGUCCCAGGGAGAUCCGGGAAGAGUUCGGAGCAUCGGAGUCAAGGUUGAGAUGUGGUCCUGGGGAGAUCCGGGAAGAGUUUGGAGCAUCGGAGUCAAGGUUGAGAUGCGGUCCCGGGGAGGUCCGGGAAGAGUUCGGAGCAUCGGAGUCAAGGUUGAGAUACGGUCCCGGGGAGAUCCGGGAAGAGUUCGUAGCGUCGGAGUCAAGGGUAAGAAGCCGUCAUGGGGAGGAUGCCACAAGCAAUGACCGUUACCUCGGGGAAGCGAGAGAAGUGCGCGGGUGCCCGGAGUCAGAGUGGAGGAGAGGCGAUGAUGGGGAGGCAUCCGACGACUGUCACUGGCCCGACGCAGACCCACGGCCUCAGGGCCCAGGCCGGAGGAGUGCAGCUGCAGCGGAGGAGCGGUGUCGGGGCGAGGGGAGGAGGAUGGCCACUGACAUCCGCUGCACGAACGCCAGCGGCGGCGGCGGCAGGCGCAGUGCCCCCUGCGAUGUCGUCGAAUGCGACAGUGUCUGUAGCUACAGCAGCGGCAGCAAGUGUGGCAGUAGAGGUGGUCGUGGUGUGGAUGAUGACGAGGAUGAGGGUGAUGAUGGUGAUGAGGAGGAUUUAGAAGGCAUGGGAUGGAGCGAGGAGGCUUGGAAGAGCUACCGCACCGCUCAGAAGCUUCUGGAAUCCAACUACAGCAGCAACCGAGUCCGCUGGGCCGAUGAGGAGGAGGAUGAGGAGGAGGGCAGAGAUGACUACUUUUACGACCAUAAGCGCUCCGCAGCAUUCUCCACCACGCGAUGAAAGGGGUGGUGAGCGCGAUGGCCCAGUCGCAGAACGAUCGCGGUUCCUAACACCGGUGGGCCGUACCCCCCGACGAGUUAAUACUAUUGUGGAGCAUUGUUAAAGAUUUUAUCGGAGCGGACGUUAAAGGUCUCCCGGAGACGUCGUUCGCAAAAAAGUAGUCGGCCAUCAUCGGCAUGCCUUGGAGUUGCAGUCAAAAUUUUCAAUGGCAAAGAAGACAAAAAUGGAAAAUAAGUUGACGCCGCAAGUCACUCGAUUGCAAUUUCUCACAAAGUCAAAGUGCCGCGGUGGCUUUGAGAUGUUGACUACCUCGCCCGGUAUACAGGAGGUCGUGGGUUUGAUCUCGACCUUAACGCUACAAUGGCUCGGAGAUGUUGACUACCUCGCCUGGUAUUACAGGAGGUUGUGGGUUCGAUCCCGACCCUGACGAUGCCAGUUGCGAACUGUAUUUGGCACAAUGUAAACUGUAUUGGGCACAGUAUAAACUGUAAUGGGUACAGUGUAAACUGUUUUGGGCACAGUGUAAACUGUAUUGGGUACAGUGUAAACUGUAUUGGGUACAGUGUACACUGUUUUGGGUACAGUGUAAACUGUAUUGGGUACAGUUUAAACUGUAUUGGGUACAGUGUAUACUGUUUUUGUACACUGUAAUGGGUACAGUGUAAACUGUAAUGGGUACAGUGUAAACUGUAUUGAGUACAGUGUGAACUGUAUUGGGGACAGUGUAAACUGUAUUGGGUACAGUGUAAACUGUAUUGGGUACAGUGUACACUGUAUUGGGCACAUUGUAAACUGUAUUCGGGACAGUGUAUUGUGCACAUGAUUACAUCUCCAUUGUUGAUUACAAUAAAACUCGGGGUCAGUG
Lethenteron reissneri (Far Eastern brook lamprey) is the source of this 4114-nucleotide messenger RNA. Its product is annotated as filaggrin-2-like. The record is from RefSeq and is a predicted model, not a curated record. NCBI's taxonomy places the organism in Eukaryota, Metazoa, Chordata, Hyperoartia, Petromyzontiformes, Petromyzontidae.